Messenger RNA from Malania oleifera, 3626 nucleotides. RefSeq lists its product as uncharacterized. Gene Ontology annotation, biological process: negative regulation of DNA recombination; mismatch repair. Gene Ontology annotation, molecular function: ATP-dependent DNA damage sensor activity; ATP binding; mismatched DNA binding. The record is from RefSeq and is a predicted model, not a curated record. Lineage: Eukaryota; Viridiplantae; Streptophyta; Magnoliopsida; Santalales; Ximeniaceae. The coding region runs from base 735 to 3434 and encodes 899 amino acids. The transcript has 5 exons.
UGUCUAAAUUGUUUUAUAAAUAUAUGUAAUGAAAACUAGAAAAACAAGGUGGCAUAUUACAAUUACAUGAAAAUUUGAAAAUAUAAAAUAAAAGUUUUUGCUUAGUAGUAAGGAAAAGAAUUUUUUUUUAUUUUUCAAUUUUUUUAAAAAAUUAUAAAUUUCAUCUCGGUUUUUCUCAAAAUAAGUUUACUUCAAAAAUUAAGACAAUAUUUUUCUAAUUUUUUAAAAUUACAAAAAUUCAAAUAUAAAUAAACUCUUAAAUUUAAUUUUUUAUAUAUAGUUUUUUAAGACAAUUAUAAAAAUACUAUCUUUUUCUUUUAAUUUUUCAAUAUUUGUAUAAAAGUAUAAAAAACAUAUUUUUAAAGACCUAAUUAAUAAUAAAAUAUAUAUUUUAUUUUUCUAUUAUAAAAUAAAUUUUAAAAUAAUAUCUUAUUUUUACAUUGUUUUAAUAAAUAUUUACAUAUAAAAUUAAAAAAAAAAAGCAUCUUUUCUAUUUUUAAAAUUUAAAUAAAUGUUGAGGGACUGAAAAAAUGUAGUUUUUUAUUGUAUUUUUUGAAAAGCAAAAAACAAAAUAAUUGUUCAAAAUAAAAUAAAAAUUUUAUAUAAAUGUUGAAAAAAUUAAAAUAAAACAUUAUUUUUAUAAAUAAAUAAAUAAAAUGUUAAAAUGAUAAGAUUCCAAAUGUGUCCUAACGGAUAGACUGAACGAAAAGGCAGAAGGAACUUUGGAGCUCGACAUGCGACUUUGCCAUGGCUUCCUCCCCAUCAAAGCACCCCAAUUUCUCUUUCGUAACCCUUUCCCUAAUUCUGUCUCUCUCUCGCUCUCCACCUCUUCCAAGUCUCAGCAAGUCGAGCUUUCGGAGACCCUCCAGUAUGACACCUUGAAAUCUCUAGAAUGGGGUUCUGUGUGCAAACAAGUAGCCGCCUUUACCUCCACCAGCAUGGGCUCCGCCGUGGCGCGGAACGGCAGCCUUCCGCUGGGCCGGACCCCCGACGAAAGCAGGAUACUCCUGGAGCAGACCACGGCAGCGAUGCUCCUUCCUCGGCCGCUGGAUUUUUCGGGGCUUGAGGAUGUGUCUGAGAUCGUGGAUUCUUCUGUGUCGGGGGAAUCGAUUAGGAUCAGCGAGAUUUGCAUGGUGAAACGGACUUUGGAAGCUGCCAGAGGGCUGCUGCAGCAGUUGGAGGACGUUGCUUUGGAGGAUGAGUCAUCGGAAAGGUUCUCUCCUCUGCUUGACAUACUGCGGAAUUGUAAUCCCCUGAUGCAAUUGGAGCAAAAAAUAGGAUUUUGUAUAGACUGCAAUUUUUUUAUGAUCCUUGAUAGAGCCAGUGAAGAAUUGGAACUUAUUAGGUCGGAAAGGAAGAGGAACAUGGAAAAUUUGGAUUCUUUGUUAAAGAGAGUAUCAGCUCAGAUUUUUCAGGCUGGGGCCAUUGAUAGACCACUGGUAACUAAGCGGCGCUCAAGGAUGUGUGUUGGUGUUAGGGCUUCACACAGAUCAUUGCUCCCGGAUGGUGUAGUUUUAAAUGUUAGCAGUUCUGGAGUAACAUAUUUUAUUGAGCCGGAAGAAGCUGUGGAGUUGAAUAAUAUGGAAGUAAGGCUUUCAGACUCUGAGAAGGCUGAAGAACUAGCCCUCUUGAGCUUUCUUACAUCUGAAAUAGCAGAAGCAGAAAUGGAGAUCAAGUACUUGUUGGAUAGAGUUUUAGAAGUUGAUCUUGCUCUUGCAAAAGCUGCUCAUGCUCGGUGGGUGAAUGGGGUCUGUCCAAUUUUGUGUUUAGAGCGUUGUGAAGGUUUUGAAUCUAACAGAAAUGACUCAAAUGAUUAUUCCUUAUUAGUAGAUAUUGAAGGUAUACAACAUCCACUGCUUCUGGAGUCGUCUUUGAGAAGUUUGUCAGAUAAAGGGAAUAGUGUGACGAUUUCUGAAAGAUUAUCUGGUGUAGCUAAUUUUCCCAUUCCAAUUGACAUUAGAAUUGGAUGCGGAACCAAAGUCGUCGUGAUCUCAGGACCUAAUACAGGAGGCAAAACUGCUUCUAUGAAAACUCUGGGCCUGGCAUCUCUUAUGUUGAAGGCUGGCAUGUAUGUCCCUGCUAAGAAAUGCCCGAAAAUUCCAUGGUUUGAUCUUGUUUUGUCAGACAUUGGAGAUCAACAGUCUUUGGAGCAAAAUCUCUCAACUUUUAGUGGGCACAUAUCCCGAAUUUGUAAGAUCUUGGAAGUGGCCUCAAAAGAAUCAUUGGUCCUUAUUGAUGAAAUAGGGUGUGGGACUGAUCCUUCUGAAGGCGUGGCUCUUUCUGCUAGCAUUUUGCAUUAUCUCAAAGAUAGAGUCAAGUUAGCUGUGGUAACUACACAUUAUGCAGAUUUAACUCGUCUGAAAGAGAAAGAUGCUAGAUUUGAGAAUGCUGCAAUGGAAUUUUCUAUGGAAACUUUACAACCAACCUAUCAACUACUGUGGGGAAGUGUGGGUGAUUCUAACGCUUUGAAUAUUGCUAAAUCAAUUGGAUUUGAUAGUAAAAUAAUUGAACGUGCAAAAAUGUGGAUAGAGAAAUUAAUGCCAGAAAAGCAGCAGGAGCGGAAAAGUUUGCUUUAUCAGUCAUUAGUGCAGGAAAGAAACAGGUUGGAAACUCAGGCAAGGGCAGCAGCUGCUCUUCAUUCAGAAAUUAUGGAUCUCUAUCAUGAGGUAAAUGACGAGGCAGAAGAUCUGGGUGAGCGUGAGGUAGCUCUCAAGGCAAAGGCAUCCCGACAGAUCCAACAUGAAAUACAAGUUGCAAAGUCUCGGAUGGAAACUGUGGUGAAGGAGUUCGAGAGCCAACUCAAAACUGCCAGUGCUGAUCAGUAUAAUUUGCUAAUCAAGAAAUCAGAAUCUGCUAUUGCAUCCAUUGUUGAAGCUUACUGCCCUAGUGGCAGUGUCCCUGUAAGAGAAGUGGACAGUUACACACCACAAUUUGGAGAGCAAGUCCGAGUUAAGGGAUUGGGAGAUAAGUUGGCAACUGUAGUUGAACCACCAGGAGAUGAUGGUACUGUACUUGUCCAGUAUGGAAAAAUGAGGGUCCGUGUGAAUAAGAACAAUAUCAGAGGACUUGCAAAUAGUGAGAAGAGUGCUGCAAGUAGUUCUGUUGCAAACCUGAAAAGGCAGGGUGGCCGGAGUAAAAAUUUAAGGAAACCUUUAGAAGCCAACAAUGGUGAGAAUGCUUCUUAUGGCCCGCUGGUGCAGACAUCAAAGAACACUGUUGAUCUGCGUGGUAUGCGUGCGGAGGAAGCUUCUCGCCACCUUGACUUGGCGAUCUCCACUAGAAAACCUCAUUCAGUAAUCUUUAUUGUACAUGGUAUGGGCACCGGGGUUGUUAAGGGGUGUGCCCUUGAAGUAUUGAGAAACCAUCCACGGGUUGCAAAGUUUGAGCAGGAGAGUCCAAUGAAUCAUGGCUGCACAAUUGCUUAUAUAGAUUGAAAUAGUGCUUUCUUGAAAACCCCUACUUGCUGUAGGUAACAUGUAUUGUCUACAGUUUUUCCCCUGUAAUGUGGACUUGAUCCCAGGGCAUUAUGUACAAAAUUUUUAGCUGAUCUCCCCUGAUCAGUGCCUUACAAACCAAACCUGCAUUGCUAUUUUUGAUACAUAAAUCCAUCUAGCAUUCAAUUUGUA